Molecule: messenger RNA, 1251 nt
Organism: Penicillium macrosclerotiorum
Lineage: Eukaryota; Fungi; Ascomycota; Eurotiomycetes; Eurotiales; Aspergillaceae
Exons: 3
Coding region: 1-1251 (416 amino acids)
Source: RefSeq, a predicted model, not a curated record
AUGGCUCCCGCCUCCGCCACCCAGAAACCCAACGACGCCAAGGUCAAGAAGGAGACCUCCCGAGCUUCUAGCACUUCUAAGCUGGAGUCCGAUAGUCCAGCUACUGAGCUGAAUGGCACUGAACCGACAUAUUUGAAGGAGCUGCAAAAGUACGAAAAUGCCACUGCCAAGAUUGACACCAUCCUCGCCGAGAACGAAGGCAAGUCCCUCGACGACCUUGUGGCGGAGAAGAAGAUCAACUCCGACCAGAAAGCCCAAGCUCUGAAGAAACCUGCGCUACAGGCCGCCGUUGCACAGAUCGAGGAGCAGAUUGGUCACUACCAGCAGGUUGCUGCCCAAUACGAAGCGCGCUUGGAAACUCAGAAGGCUGCUCUCGAGAAGACACACCAGGAGGAGCUGGAGGCUGUGCGCGGCAACGCUAUUGCUGAUGCCACUGAGACGACUGCACGGGUCCUACGCGAACAGUUGCUUACUUUGAGCAAGUUCUUGUGUGCUGCUGCGAAUGUUCGACGUGCGGGUGAUGCCGAGUCGCUUGAGAGCCGUGCCUUUGAAGGUGUCUUGUUCCAGGUGUAUGGUGGCAACCAAGCUGCCGUCACCUCUAUGCUCAAGCUGAUUGACGGUGCGGAUGAGAAGGUCGCCAGUGUUGAGGGCGAAGCUCUGGAGCUCAGCUAUUGCGAUGUGAAACAGGCUUCCAACAAGUUUGCCCCGGUUGAAGAUACUCCUCAAGCCACUACCGAGACUGCUCCUACCUCCGAUCCCACCCUGGUCAACGCUGGCUUGACCGAACUCCAGGAUACCUCCAUCAGCACUCAAGGCGCCUCUGCCCAGAUUGAUUUGGCUGGCCAGAUUGCCCCGCCCUCGCAGACCUUGAUCUCCGAUGCGGCCAACCAAGUGGCUGACUCCAGCUAUGAUCCUACUUCUCUGGCCUCAUCAUCCACAACAGACGGUUGGGUGGAGGUUCCUCGUGACCCUGCCGAGACCGAUACUGGCCUGCAGGCCACUCCCGCCAACGCCGACGUGAACAAUGCUUCCGCUGCUGAGGCUCCUGGAACCAAGGGACCGAAUGGCGGCCGCAAUGGCCGCGGUCGUGGUCGCAACCGCAACGACGGCUCUCGUGGACGCGGCCGAGGUGAUUUCCAUGGCCGUGGAGACUUCCGUGGUCGGGGUCGGGGCGGUCGUGGAGGCCGGGGACGUGGAGGAGCCAACGGAUCCCCUGCUGCCACUCCCUCUCCGGAGAACCAGCAGCGGUAA